AUGUCUAAUUUAACAACUUUCUCUUAUUUUAUUCUCGGAGCUUAUUUGAAUGUUGGAAAAUUGCAAUAUUUCUAUUUCACAAUAACUGCUUUGCUUUACUUUGUUAUAUUUUUUCUAAACACAUCACCGAUUGUCUUUAUCUGUGUGAACAGAAGCUUACAUGAACCUAUGUACAUGUUUCUGUGCAGCCUGUUUGUAAAUGAGCUGUAUGGUAGUACAGGGCUGUUUCCAUUCCUCCUGAUUCAGAUCCUCUCUGAUGUUCACACUAUUUCUGUUCCUCUGUGCUUCCUGCAGAGUUUCUGUGUUCACACAUAUGGAAGUAUAGAAAUUUCAAACUUAGCCGUCAUGUCUUAUGACAGAUAUCUUGCUAUUUGUUCUCCUCUACAUUAUAAAACAAAAAUGACAUCUAACAAUACUGCUGUUCUUAUUACUGUGGUAUGGCUGUACUGUUUUGCAAAAAUUAUUAUUCAUAUAUCCUUAAACCUGCGUCUGACCCCAUGUGGAAAUGUUUUAAACACUUUGUAUUGUCAUAAUUAUCCAGUUGUUAAGUUGGCAUGUUCUGACACAAAGGUGAAUAAUAUUUAUGGGGUUUUUGAUAUUUUUCUCUUGCUUGUUGUCCCUCUUCUUCUAGUCCUGUUCUCUUACACGAGAAUCAUGAAAGUGUGUUUUUCUGGCUCCAAAGAGGCGAGACAAAAAAGUGUCAGUACCUGCACACCUCAGGUUGUGUCACUCUUGAAUUUUUCCUUUGGUUCCGGCUUUGAAAUGUUACAAAGCAGAUUCGAUAUGACCAGCUUACCCAGCGCACUGCGACUCUUCCUGUCUCUGUAUUUUCUCAUGAUGCAACCGAUUUUGAAUCCGAUCGUGUACGGAAUACAAAUGUCAAAAAUCAGAAAUGUUUAUAAACAUGUGCUCUGUUCUAAAAUUUCAUCUGCAGUGGUUGUGGCCCAGGUGGCUGCAGUGGUUGUGGCCCAGGUGGCUGCCGUGGUUGUGGCCCAGGUGGCUGCAGUGGUUGUGGCCCAGGUAGCUGCAGUGGUUGUGGCCCAGGUAGCUGCAGUGGUUGUAGCCCAGGUAGUUGUAGAGGUAUUAACCCAGGCAGCUGCAGUGGUUGUAGCCCAGAUAGCAGAGAUGUUAGCCCAGGCAGCAGCAGGGGUGGUAGCCAGGUUAGCUGUGGCCCAUCCAGGAAUGUACUGCCUGUACUGGUUUACGAUCGCCUCUCACUGCUUUCCAUCCGUGCCUCCAUGA
Messenger RNA from Archocentrus centrarchus (flier cichlid), 1242 nucleotides. RefSeq names its product olfactory receptor 142-like. Gene Ontology annotation, biological process: G protein-coupled receptor signaling pathway; detection of chemical stimulus involved in sensory perception of smell. NCBI's taxonomy places the organism in Eukaryota, Metazoa, Chordata, Actinopteri, Cichliformes, Cichlidae. Gene Ontology annotation, cellular component: membrane. The record is from RefSeq and is a predicted model, not a curated record. The transcript has 3 exons. Gene Ontology annotation, molecular function: odorant binding; G protein-coupled receptor activity; olfactory receptor activity. Bases 1 to 1242 code for a protein of 413 amino acids.